This is a messenger RNA of Saxophila tyrrhenica, 837 nucleotides long. RefSeq lists its product as uncharacterized. NCBI's taxonomy places the organism in Eukaryota, Fungi, Ascomycota, Dothideomycetes, Mycosphaerellales, Extremaceae. Gene Ontology annotation, molecular function: quinolinate synthetase A activity; 4 iron, 4 sulfur cluster binding. The transcript has 6 exons. The coding region runs from base 1 to 837 and encodes 278 amino acids. Gene Ontology annotation, biological process: NAD+ biosynthetic process. The record is from RefSeq and is a predicted model, not a curated record.
AUGUCACCACAACUCAGCCUGGAAGCACCAUCGUUCAAACUACGACCCAGCUGGCAUGAAGGCUCGACGAUCACCGCUACGACUUCGUAUCCAGUUACGACGACGCAGCCUGGUAGCACGAUUGUGCAAACUACGACGCAGCCUGGCUCGACUAUCGUUAGCACUGCUCCUGGUUCCACCGUCGUAAGCACCUACGUUUCGACUUAUGUGACUACUCGGGCCGGGAGCACUGUGACCGUGGUUAGCUCAUACGUGAGCACAUACGUUACCACCGCUCCAGGCACCACAAUCAGCGUCACGCCUUCGCAAUCCGCAGGCACACAGACCCAAACUCAGACUGAAGCCAACGUUCGCAACUUUUGUGUCGACCACUUCCACCUCGUCCACCGCCUCCUCAACUGUCUCACCGAGCUCAUCGUCAGCCACCUCGUCGCCCUCUUCCUCGACAUCCUCAUCCCAAGCUCAAAGCUCGACCUACUCAACGACGACCACUCUCUCAAUUCAGACCUCAUCCACCACCAGCUCUUCUUCCGCAGCUGCCUCAACAUCGCAAUCACUCGCGUGCGACCAAAGCCAAGCCCAGUACGGAUAUACGGAUCCAUCGACAGGCUCUCAAUACCAGGUCCAAUGCAACACGACAUACUCCGGUGGUGUCACGACGUCUUACACCACGGCUACCACGGCUACUACUUUGAGCAGUUCUGGCGGAAGCAGUUCUUCAUCAAUGAUGAGUUCGUGGUCGUCCGGCUCAUCGGCAGCAGGCUUCUCCACGACGGCUUCAAGCAGCAUGUUCAGCUCUGCGUCUUCAGCAAGCUCAUCUUCGCCUGCGACCCCUAG